Messenger RNA from Diutina rugosa, 4515 nucleotides. RefSeq names its product Aro1p (gene ARO1). Gene Ontology annotation, molecular function: shikimate kinase activity; shikimate 3-dehydrogenase (NADP+) activity; 3-phosphoshikimate 1-carboxyvinyltransferase activity. Gene Ontology annotation, cellular component: cytoplasm. Bases 1 to 4515 code for a protein of 1504 amino acids. The transcript has a single exon. Gene Ontology annotation, biological process: chorismate biosynthetic process; aromatic amino acid biosynthetic process. NCBI's taxonomy places the organism in Eukaryota, Fungi, Ascomycota, Pichiomycetes, Serinales, Debaryomycetaceae. The record is from RefSeq and is a predicted model, not a curated record.
AUGAUUGAAAAAGUGACGAUCCUUGGUAAGGAUACCAUCCACGUUGGCUAUGGUAUCCAGAGCCACAUCGUCGAGCAAACCAUUGGCACGUUGGCGCUGUCGACCUACGUCAUCAUCACCGACGAAAACAUGGCCAAGACCGAGCCCUACACCAAGUUGAGGGACUCGUUUGUCGCCCACCUCAAACAGCAGCGACCAGAGCUGCGGUUGCUUACCUACGUGGUACCCCCGGGGGAGAACAACAAGAACCGUGAGACUAAAGCCGCCGUGGAAGACUUCUUGUUGGUGCACGGAUGUACCAGAGACACGGUGAUCCUUGCCGUCGGUGGUGGGGUUAUUGGUGACAUGAUUGGCUUUGUCGCCGCUACGUUCAUGAGAGGUGUUCGGGUGGUGCAAGUGCCCACUACCUUGCUCGCCAUGGUCGAUCUGAGUGUCGGCGGUAAGACGGCCAUCGACACUCCGUUGGGGAAGAACUUCAUCGGGGCGUUUCACCAGCCCGAGUACGUGUUUAUCGACGUCGAAUUCUUGCAAACCUUGCCUCAACGUCAGCUUAUCAAUGGGAUGGCGGAAGUGGUGAAGACCGCUGCCAUCUGGAACGAGGACGAGUUCACUCGCCUCGAACAAUUCGCCGAUACUUUCCGCACUACUAUCGCUCAAGAAAAACCUGACUUGGUGCUGAUUAAGCCUGAGCUCAUCAAAACGGUGUUGGAGUCAGUCAGAGUUAAGGCCCAAGUGGUUACUGCCGACGAAAAGGAAGGCGGUUUGCGGAACUUGCUUAACUUUGGCCACACCAUUGGCCACGCCAUUGAAGCCGUGUUGACCCCUCAAGCGCUCCACGGUGAGUGUGUGUCCGUGGGGAUGAUUUUGGAGGCUGAAUUGCUGCGGUACCUUGGGAUCUUAUCCGACGUGGCUGUGGCCCGUUUAGCCAAAGCCCUCGUCGCUUACGGCUUGCCCGUUACCGUUGAUGACCCCGAGUUCUUGCGUAAAGUGGGCUACAAGCGUAAGUUGCUCAACUUGGAUGUCCUCAUUCAAAAGAUGCUUAUCGAUAAGAAGAACGACGGGCUGAAGAUCCGCUGUGUGUUGUUAGAGUCGAUUGGGAGAUGUUACCAACAAAAGGCUCACCAGAUCUUCAAGCAAGACAUUGGCGUGAUCCUUACUGACGAAAUCAUCGUUCACCCUUUCACUAACCCUCCUCAACAACUGACAGUGGUGCCUCCGGGGCUGAAACUGAUCCUGAACCGGGCCCUUGUGCUCGCUGCUUUGGGUAAGGGGACCGUUAAGAUCAAGAACUUGCUUCAUCUGGACGACACCAAGCACAUGAUCGACGCUGUUGAGGCUUUACAGGGUGCUCGUAUUGUUGGUACGGAAGACAACGGUGACACUUUGGUUAUCCAGGGUGGUGGUAAAUUGACUCUGGUGGAGCGUCCGUUAUACUUGGGUAACGCUGGUACCGCGCUGCGAUUCCUCACUACGGUGGCGUCGUUGGUGCUGGGCGAUGUCCCCGUGGUUUUAACUGGUAAUGCCAGAAUGCAAGAGCGUCCUAUUGGUCCUCUUGUCGAUGCUCUUCGUCUGAACGGGGUCAGCAUCGAGUACAUGAACCGCGAAGGGCUGUUGCCGCUUAAGAUUGCCGCUAACCGCGGGCUUAAGGGUGGCCGUAUUGAGCUUGCCGCCACCAUCUCGCUGCAGUACGUGUCGCUGAUCUUAAUGGCGGCUCCCUACGCCGAUGAACCUGUCACCUUGGCCCUUGUUGGUGGUAAGCCGAUCUCGCAAUUGUACAUCGACAUGACCAUUGCCAUGAUGGCUCAAUUCGGCGUUAAAGUGGAAAGGCUGACCACGGAAGAAUACACCUACCAUAUCCCCAAGGCCACCUACACUAACCCUGCCGAGUACGUGGUGGAACUGGACGCGUCGCUGGCCACUUACCCGUUGGCGUUUGCCGCCAUGACUGGCACUACUUGUACCGUACCCAACAUUGGUCUGGAGCUGUUACAAGGGGAUGCUCGUUUCGCCGUCGAUGUGCUUCGUCCCAUGGGUUGUACCGUCACUCAAACAGCGACGCUGACCACCGUCACUGGUCCUAAGCAGCUUAAGCCGUUGCCUGAAGUGGACAUGGAACCCAUGACCGAUGCGUUCUUGACGGCGCUGGUGGUGGCGGCGAUGGCUCCCGGGGCUUCUCCUACUAGAAUUUCGGGUAUCGCUAACCAAAGAGUCAAGGAAUGUAACCGUAUCGAGGCUAUGCGUACCGAGUUGGCCAAGUUCGGUGUUAAGACUGACGAGUUCGACGAUGGUAUCAUCGUCUUUGGCGCGGAGAAGUUGCAAGUGCCUCAAGAACCCAUCGACACCUAUGAUGACCACCGGGUGGCGAUGUCGCUUUCGCUUCUCGCUGGGGUGUGUGGUGGUGAUGUCAUCAUCAAGGAAAGACACACCACGGGCAAGACGUGGCCGGGUUGGUGGGACACUUUGCACACCACCUUUAACUGUCAAUUGGACGGUUACGAAGGUGCUCACGACCAGGUGCAAACCACUAAUGGCGAUAAGCUGGUGAUUGUCAUUGGCAUGAGAGCUGCCGGCAAGACCACUCUUUCGCAAUGGAUGGCUGACAUCUUAGGGUUCAAGUUCUUGGAUAUGGACACUGUGUUUGAACUAAAGCAUGGUGCUAUCCCGGAAUUUGUCGGUGCCCAUGGCUGGGACGAAUUCCGCGUCAAGGAAGCUGCGUUGUUGAAGGAAGUGUUGGCUAAAAACGCCACCAAAACCGUCAUUUCCACUGGUGGCGGUAUCGUGGAACUGGAGCUGGCUCGUAAGCUUUUACAAGCUUACUCUGGAAUUGUUCUCCACCUCCACCGUGAUAUCGGUGAAACUAUUGCAUUCCUCAAUGCCGACACUUCGCGCCCUCUGCUUGCCGAAGAGAUCGAACAAGUGUGGGAACGUCGGAAGCAAUGGUACAAAGACUGUCUGAACUACCACUUCUACAGCAACCACUGCGCUACCAGCGAGGAGUUCGUCCAGCUUAGAGGAUCGUUCUCGCGGUUUGUGUUGCUUAUCACGGGUCAACGUUCGGUGACUAUCCCUAAACUGCGCAGCUUGGUACUUCAAGUGAGCCUUGACGAUGUGUUCAACCGCGUGGAAGAAUUCGCCACUAAAGUUGCUGGCUGUGCUGCUCUUGAAUUGGAUGUGGGCACUCAAGCCGUGGGUGCGGAUAUCUCGUUGGCAGUGAGCCAGAUCCGUAAGCAUGUCGAUGUCCCUCUUGUGAUCAAUGUCUCUGCCGAUGCUUUGGUGGAAGCUCAUGCCGCCCAGGCGUUCAAGUUGGCGGUUGAGUACGUGGCUGUGCCCUUGACUCUCGACCAAGACGUGCUUGACCGCGUGGUGCUGAAGCGCGGCCACUCUAAGGUGAUUGGUGUUUACGCUUCCACCUUGAAGUGGGACGACUUGGACUGGAUGAACAAGUACAACCAAGCGCUCAACUUGGAUGCCGUUCGCUUCAUUGGCAUUGGCGAAAGACUGUUUGCUGACAACGCCGAUGUCGAAGUCUUCCGGGCUACGGUGCUGGAAGUUCCUCUUUCGGCUUACAACGUUGGCACUCACGGCAAGUUGUCCCAAAUCACCAACCAAUUGUUUACUCCGGUUCUGCUUGAUCUGGGAGUGGCCGAACUUAACCAGUUAUACACUCAAGUCGGCGGCUUGGACCACUUGAAGUUUUGGGUGGUGGGGCUGCCGAUCGCUCACCUGAGACUGCCUCAAUUGCACAAUGCUGGUUACAAGCAAUUGGGUCUUCCCUACCACUUUGACCGGUUUGAAGCUGAGGUCGCCAAGCCCGUUUACAACGAGCUUAUGACUCGUCCUGACUUCGGUGGCCUCGCGGUGACGAUGCCCCUCAAGUUGGACAUCAUGAAUUAUGUCCAAGAGCUCUCUGACGCCGCAAAGAUCAUUGGCGCUGUCAACACCGUUAUUCCCAUUGGUGACAACAAGUUCAAGGGUGACAACACCGACUGGGUGGGCAUUACUCAGCUGUUCGCUCGCUAUGCUGGUGUCACCACUGCUAGAGGUAAAGCCGGGGUCAUUGUCGGUCUGGGCGGUACCCUGAGAGCAGCUGUCUAUGCUUUGAACGCUAUGGGGUGUGAGUCGAUCUACAUGAUCAACCGUACCGCGUCCAAGGUGCAAGAAGUCAAGGACAGCAUGCCCUUCGACCAACUUAAGGUUGUGAACACCGAGGAAGAAGCUAAUGCCAUUGAAAAUGUGGCUGUGGUUGUUUCUUGCGUGCCCCUGGGGCUGCCCAUUGACGACCUGGUGAUGGCUAAGAUCACUGCCGUGUUGAAGCACAGCCUGGGAGCGUUGUUGGAAGCUAGCUACAAGCCUCCGGUGACGCCGAUGAUGAAGUUGGCUGAAGAACACGGGUGGAAGGUGAUCCCUGGGGCCGAGAUGUUGGUGAACCAGGGUGAUCGCCAAUUCGAGUUGCACACUGGCUACAAGCCUAAUUACCAAAUUAUUCACGAUGCCGUGGUGAAUGGCGACCUGUAA